Micropterus dolomieu (smallmouth bass) is the source of this 2278-nucleotide messenger RNA. RefSeq names its product paraspeckle component 1 (gene pspc1). The record is from RefSeq and is a predicted model, not a curated record. NCBI's taxonomy places the organism in Eukaryota, Metazoa, Chordata, Actinopteri, Centrarchiformes, Centrarchidae. Gene Ontology annotation, biological process: regulation of DNA-templated transcription. Gene Ontology annotation, cellular component: nucleus. Gene Ontology annotation, molecular function: RNA binding.
AACCAUGGCCAUCUUUGAAUCUGAGGAGGUUUGCACCAUCAAUACUGGUGCACUAUCCUUUACCACAAAGUUGGUUUAAUUCAGAUAACGUUACAUAAACUAUUUUGUCCGAGCAUGGCUAACCGAAAUAUGCAACAAGCGAGCAUGCAGAGCAGUAAUUCUCCUCAACCAGCGAGACGCGGGAUCGACUCCCCGGGCACGGAGCAGUCACCGGCGAACAAAGACAGCCCAGCUCCGCAGCAGCAGCAGUCUCCUGCGGGCGAGCAAGAAGCCGGGGAAGGAAGCGAGGAAGGCCCGGAAGAAAUGACUCUGGAUAUCACGAGUUUUCGAAAGCCCGGGGAGAAGACGUUCACCCAGCGCUCACGGCUGUUUGUGGGGAACCUCCCCACGGACAUCCCGGAGGAGGAGUUCAAGAACAUGUUCGCUAAAUAUGGAAACGUUAACGAGGUUUUCAUCAACAGAGACCGGGGCUUCGGCUUAAUCCGCCUGGAAACCCGGACGCUGGCAGAGAUUGCAAAAGCAGAGCUGGAUGGGACGGUUUUGAAUAAUAGACCAAUCAGGAUCCGCUUUUCUACACAUGUUGCUGCGCUCACAGUGCGUAACCUGUUGCCCGUUGUAACAAAUGAGCUGCUGGAACAGGCGUUUUCUCAGUUUGGGCCGGUGGAACGGGCUAUCGUCGUGACAGAUGACCGUGGUCGUCCUACUGGCAGGGGCCUUGUGGAGUUUGCAAACAAGGCAGCUGCACGUAAAGCCCUGGAGCGCUGCACGGAGGGAGCGCUGCUGCUGACCACCACACCUUGUCCAGCUAUUGUGGAGCCCUCAGAGCACUUUGAUGAUGAGGACGGGCUGCCGGAAAAAAUGCUGCAGAAGACUCCGAGAUACUAUAAGGAACGAGAGCAGCAGCCACACUUUGCUCAGCCGGGGACAUUUGAGUUUGAAUACUCGUCUCGUUGGAAAGCUCUUCAUGAGAUGGAGAAACAGCAAAGAGAGCAGGUGGACAAGAACAUUAAAGAAGCCAAAGAGAAACUGGAGGCUGAGCUGGAGUCGGCCAAACAUGAACAUCAACUCAUGUUAAUGAGACAAGACCUAAUGAGACGUCAGGAGGAACUGAGGAGACUGGAGGAGCUCCGCAACCAGGAGUUGCAGAGACGAAAGCAGAUAGAGAUGAGGCAUGAAGAGGAGAGGAGGAGGAGAGAGGAGGAGAUGAUGAGACACAGGGAGCAGGAGGACCUGAGACGCAACCCAGACGGCUUCAAACCAAACUACAUGGACAGUAGAGAACAGGAAAUGAGAGUGGGUGAGCUGGGCCCUCGUGGAGCCAUUAAUAUGGGAGAUGGCUAUAACCAGGCCUCUCCGGGGCCCACUGGUAACCAGGGUCAAAUGAUGGGCAUGAGUGGAAGGGGAGGAGCCAUUGGCCCAGAGGGAACUGCAAAUAUGGGGACACCAUUGAUGUCAGAGAAUGGAGCCAUGCGAAACGAUAGAUACCCGCAGGGUGGAUCAGUGGGGGGCCGACCAGAAGUUGAGUCCCCAAAGCAACAGCAGCAGCAGCAGCAGCAGCAACAACAACAGCAGCAGCAGCAGCAGCAGCAGCAGCAGCCGCCAUUGGGCCCUCAAGGCGGACCAGCUCCAGGUUUUGGCAGGGGGAAUCCAGUAGGGGGAGUCUUUGACGGGCCGAAUAACAAGCGGCGCAGAUGCUGACUUCUAUCUGAUCAAAGAGACGCUGUUCUGAUGGAUCUGUGUUACUGCGCCAGCCCGAUAAUAUCGUUUCUGCUUUACGUUGAUUCGAUUCCCUCCCUGAGACUCUUUGCUGAAAAUUUUUUAACCGAUUUUUUUGUUCUUGUGAUUGCUAAAACUCUGUAUCUGCACUUAUCUGCAGUGUUUAUUCAGUCCCCCCCCAGCAUAUGUUUCUCCUCUUUGUUUCAGAAUGAACUGGUUUGUCCUCUUGUGUGCUGAAAAUUAAGUGUGCAAACAAAGUGUCACAGCGUGUUAUCAAGGAAGGCAUUUGUGGUUAGACAUCUUUGCUUUGGCGGCUACGGUCUUGGAUACUAUUAAGGUGCUUCAGGGGAGUGUUCAAUAAGAUGAAUUGGAUUGGACAUGGAUUUAAGUCAAAACAGGAUGGCUGACCUCUCAAAGUGAAAAAUAGUGUAACACCAGUAUAAAAAAUAUGUUCCUGAUAGUAAAUCACCUUUUUAUUAAAGCUUUUUUUGGGUUGGAUACUUUCAAAUGUUUCUCCACUUUCUGUAUUUGAUGGUUAAGAGAAAUAAAACAUUUUUAGGAA